Messenger RNA from Aedes albopictus (Asian tiger mosquito), 6745 nucleotides. It is a transcript of the gene Pi4KIIIalpha, whose product is annotated as phosphatidylinositol 4-kinase alpha. The coding region runs from base 108 to 6380 and encodes 2090 amino acids. Gene Ontology annotation, cellular component: plasma membrane; cytoplasm. Gene Ontology annotation, molecular function: 1-phosphatidylinositol 4-kinase activity. Gene Ontology annotation, biological process: phosphatidylinositol-mediated signaling; phosphatidylinositol phosphate biosynthetic process. The transcript is spliced from 15 exons. NCBI's taxonomy places the organism in Eukaryota, Metazoa, Arthropoda, Insecta, Diptera, Culicidae. The record is from RefSeq and is a predicted model, not a curated record.
GGCGUUUAUGAGGCACAGCUCCUCGGGCCAAACGGAAAACGAAACUCCAACAACAACAACAACAAAUAAUUUGGGUGAAAUUCAUUUUUUGUGAAAAAACGCAGAUUAUGCUAGGAAAUGAUAGGUUUUCGUUCCAAAAAACGGUCCAUUGCUUAGCGCGCGUUCUCGCACGCAUAAAACCGACACCAUGGGAUAAGGUCCAAACACUGUUCCGGUACUGCCCGCAGGAGAAUGCAGCCGGAGUGUUCUGCCUGGACUCUCGGGCCCAGGACGCGGUCAUCGCUUUGGGUUUGUACUUCUUGGAAAGUGGCUACCAGUACGAGAAAGAAAUCAUCCCCUAUUUGCUGCGACUGGCGAAAGCCCUGCCCAAGGCAGUGUGGAUCGAUGACGUCAAGCUGAACAAAAUCGAUAAGAUACCGAUCGCGGAAAAGUUUUGCUUCUGCUUGAACAGCUUGCUGUCGGAUAUUGCAGUCGGAUGCCCGGAAAGUCGCGACGAGAUAAUCGUCAACCAGGUUGAGGUGCUGACCGUGCUGACAAAUAUGAUCAAAGGAAGCAAGGAGAGUAACAGCCUUCCUCCGAUUAUUUUAUGCAAAGCCACAGUUCCACUGCUUCUUGGAUUGGGUCGAUCCAUGGGAAGAUAUGCUACUGCUGAUCCUCCUCUUCUGUGUCGAUUGUUUCCACGAGAUGAAAUUCCGUCACCAAAAUCCCAGGAAACCCCACUGGCGAGGACAGAGUCUAAAUCGAACAACGCAAUCAGCCAGUUUAGAUCUAUUAUUCCGAGGUCCAUGUCCGGGAGUUUGACUGCUGAGCUGAAUGAAGAAAAGACGCCUAAGAAUAACGCAAAGAAACUUAAUUCCUAUUACUCGGUACCGUAUGACCCGACGACUUAUUUCUUCUCCAAAUAUGGAUCCAGCUUCAAUCAGUUCCCGAACAUGCGGUUUUGUGACUCACCGGAAAAGAAAAAUCGCCUGCAGUUCCCCAUAAACCAUCUGCAGGCCAUUUUUGCCCUGGCCAAAAAGCUUCUUACCAAAGAAACCCUAGAGCACUUAGACGAGCAAGCGGGCGAUAUCUACUCGCUACAUCAGAUUAAACCGUACGGCUACAAGAGCGUCUCCGAAACGAUCAAUCUGGUGAUGGUUACGUUGCUGAGAGAGAUCCUACAAAAUCAAACAGACCUCCCCACUCCGUUCACCAAAGACGUGCAAGAGUUUGUCAAGCGACUGUUUCUGAUCGGACAAACCGAGCUGCAAAACAAACAGCACGACAGCACCCUGGACCGGGUGAACGACCCGACAAACAUAGUGGUCAACAAGUACAAGGUCAACGUGAUGGCCAAUGCGGCGUGCGUUGAUCUGCUGGUGUGGGCUAUCGGCGAUGAGACGGUGGACGAUGAUUACACUCUAUCUUCACUGCAACAGAGUUUAUCUUGUUUGCUGGAGCUAGGUGAGGCUGAUAAAUUAUGCAGUCGUUUAUAUCAGAAACUCAACUCCGUACUGGGACACAAAGUGGUGAUGGAUCAUAUGCCACUCUUGAUGGUUUGCUUGGAGGGUUUGGGUAAAUUAGCGCAGAAAUUUCCCAACAUUGCGGGAACGUCGAUCUCAUAUCUACGAGACUUUCUGGUCGACCCUAGUCCCAUCUUGACAAAGCUUCAUGCUCAAUCGCAGGCGCAGAAUAAAAAGGACAAGGAAAAUGCUCCAUUCAGGAUUGUUGUUCAAGGAUCCGACUUCAAAGCAUUCGACCAGCAACCAAAUCAACGAAAGGGUCUCACCAAAUCCGCCCACGAGGCCUUCGAAGCGCUACGAGAUGCCGCAAUUGAGAACCUUUCCAUUGCGCUGAAAGCCGCCCAUGCGCUCGAUCCGUACUGCGUGCCAGCGUUGGUGGCCAACGUAUCGAACCGGUUGUUCACCGUGGAAAAGCAAGAAAGCGAAUCCAGUCUAGUGUCGUUAAACAUUAUCGUUAUGUUGGGCCACGUGGCAGUUGCCCUGAAGGAUACACCGAAAACAACGAACAAUAUCCUUCAGUUCUUCAUUCAGCGCUUCUGCAAGGUACCAUCCGAACAAAACGUUCUAAUUGUGGACCAACUGGGGUGCAUGAUCAUCUCCAAGUGUGAACCACAGGUUUUUGAAGAAAUUAUGAAGAUGUUUUCCAGAGUAACUGUGCAAGCAGCGUCCUUGGCUUAUUCCACCAAUCCGGAACAGAGGAAAUCCUACCACCACGUGUCGGAUGCGGUGGUCAACGCGCUAGCCAACAUUGCCGCCAACAUUCAGGGCGAGCUGGAAAUGUUGGACUUGUUGGGCAAGCUGUUGGAACUGUUCGUCCAGAUCGGGUUGGAAGGUGAACGGUCCUACGAUAGUACAUCCGGUGCGCAGAAGGCCAGUUCCAGUGCUGGAAACUUGGGAAUGCUGAUCCCGGUGAUUGCGGUCCUAGUGAGACGUCUACCGCCGAUCAAAAACCCGAAACAACGGCUCCAUAAGCUGUUCAAAGACUUUUGGCUGUACUGUGUGGUGAUGGGUUUCACCAAUGCUCGCCUGUGGCCGUCGGAUUGGUACCAAGGGGUACAGCAAAUUGCGGCGAAAUCUCCUCUGCUGAUAUCGCAAAUCGCUCACCGAUCGGAGAUGCGAGAGCUGAACUACACAUCGGCGAUCCGCUCGGACAGUGUCAGCUUGAACGAGCUACGGAGUCAGAUUCUGGUCCUGUUGGAUCACCCUCCGGCAGAUAUUACCCAGUGCAUCAAUAAAUUGACCUUUGCGCAAUGUACAUAUUUGUUGAGUGUCUAUUGGUUGGAAAUAUUGCGAGUGGAGAAUGCGGCCGAACCUAGUUUGGAACCAAUAUUGAAUUAUCUUUGUGAUAAUGCCUUACUGAAAGAUAAGUAUGGCAUGUGGCAAUGUAUCCGAUGCAUUGGUGAUCAAGUUUUCGAGAAAUUUAGAAGCGUACUUCUAGCGCAGGACGAUGUCCGGGAAAAAGUUCUUGAAUCCCAAGCAAUGCUGCUGUUGGUGUAUUUCAAUCACAUCCACAAGCAGAUUCAGCUUGUUGCAGAUCAGUACCUAUCACAACUAGUUGAUAAAUUCCCUCACUUAUUGUGGAAUCGCAAAGUUCUGUGGUGCAUGCUGGAUGUACUUCAAUUGCUAGCAUUUUCUCUGACUCUGGAUCCGAAUGAAGAAACUCCAACUUUGAGAGUUGCUUCCACGCCCUACACUCUGCAGCUGAUGGACAGUUUACCUGCUCGGGAGAGCCGUGUCAAGGAUUUUGCCGACCGUUGUCAAGGUAUUGUUAGCGAAGCUAUGAAAUGGGCACCGAAAUCUACCAGGAGCCAUCUUCAAGAGUAUCCCAAUCAGGUACCAACGACGACAUUGUCGAACCACAGCGGUUUGGCUCUGGCAGUGGAUUCUAUUCUCCACACGUGGGUCGCCACCGCCAGUAUCCAGUCGACUUCGAAACGCCCGCAUUGUGUCAACAGCGAUACGUCCAAGUUCGUUUCGGUAUUGUGCUUGCGUAGCAAAUACGCAGGAGAAAUUUCCGGAUUGUUGUCGGUUUUGGAAGAUGAGGAAAAGAAGGGCUUGGCUGACCGUUUGGUUAAAGAUAUCUGGGAUGCUUGUGCUGAAAAAAGUGAUGCAAAACAUAGGGGAGCUCUAUGGAGAGCCACAGCUUAUCUCAUUCUAUGUUCAAGCGCAAAUCGAAAGCUACUGCAUGCCAUAUCCUCAUCGCAAGUGCAACUGUUCACGGAAUCAGCUAUGGAAACUGCCGUAGAGUGUUGGCAGUGGAUCCUAACCGCUCGGCAAGAUCUUGAACUUUGUUUCAUCCAAGAGAUGGUUACGGCAUGGCAAACCACGUUUGAUAAACGAAUAGGGCUGUUCACUGAGGAAGUUGAUAUUACUAGUCCUCUGGCUGCAUACGAGAGCUGCAAGUUGGUCCCCAAGCCGAUUGUUGUAGCUCCGCAUCUAAUUUGGUUGCAGCUCCUCUCUGAAAUGGUCGACACAGCCAAGUAUUGUAACCGGGAUAAGGUCGAAAUGUUCUGUAUGUUACUUCAUCGCUGUUUACCGUUCAGUCGGGACUUCAAAAUGACAAGACAUAUCUCGACGGUUGGCUGUCGGUUUAAGCUUCUCCAGUGCGGUUUAUCUCUUCUACAGGGGAAUACCAUUCCCAAGUCGCUAGCUCGGAACAUACUACGUGAACGCAUCUACGCCAACGCACUGGAUUACUUCUGUGGACCACAGCUUUGUCCAAGCCAAUCCCGAGAAGCACUGCUGGAGGAUAUAUCUAUCUUGCUCAAAUUUUGGCAAACUAUGCGCAGCGAGAAGAAACACUUGGUUGCUUCGGAAGUUAGCGACUACGAUUUGCAUCCCACGUCCCAGAAUCUGUCGGUUAACAAAUCUCUAGAUACAGUCUCUUUAGCCGGAAGCGAAGUAGCGCGCUCCACUAGCAGCGGAAACGCCGGUUGGUACAACACCAUUCCUCAUUCAACAUCGACCCUCUCAAAACGGUCUAAUCGUAUCAAGCGCCCACCUUAUCAAAAAGAUGCCUACGACAAAGACUACAUGAAGAAGCGGAACCUAAUCCUGGAAUUGCUAGCCGUUGAAAUUGAAUUCAUGCUUAUUUGGGCAAAUCCUCUGUCAUCUCCGGAAUUGCAGAUAGCUGGCGAAGAGGCUGUCGCCGAGUGGAGAGCUCGUCCAGUGAAGCUGAACGUGUGGCGCGACUACACUAGGCUCGCAUGGUCCUAUAACCCGGCGCUGGCCAUAUUCCUACCGCAACGCAUACGAAACGCCGAAACCAUUGAAGAUGAAGUAACCCGACUCGUUUGUUCGGAUCCACUUGCAGUGAUUAACAUUCCGGAAGCGCUGAAAUAUCUCGUCACCACGCGAACCCUACUCAACGAAGCACCUGAACUGGUGUACAUGUUGACCUGGGCUCGCGUCAAUCCCAUCCAAGCACUAUCCUAUUUCUCACGUCAGUUCCCCACGCAUCCGUUGACCGCACAGUACGCCGUUACGACUUUGAACUCGUACCCAGCUGAAGCCGUUCUUCCCUACAUUCCCCAGCUGGUGCAGGCCUUGCGACAUGACACGAUGGGCUACGUGGUAGAGUUCAUCAAGCACAUCUCCAAGAGAUCGCAAAUCGUUGCCCAUCAACUGAUUUGGAAUAUGCAAACCAACAUGUACAUCGAUGAGGAAAUGCACCACAAAGAUCCUGUUCUGUACGAUGGUUUGGAAGCGUUAUCGCAGAAUAUCAUCGCUUCGCUAUCCGGGCCGGCCAAACGAUUCUAUGAGCGCGAAUUUGACUUCUUCGGAAAAAUUACAGCCGUAAGCGGAGAAAUUCGUUCCUUCCCCAAAGGCCAGGCGCGGAAAAAGGCUUGUCUGGAUGCACUCAGCCGAAUCAAGGUUCAAGCCGGAUGCUACCUUCCGUCCAAUCCGGAAGCGAUGGUCCUUGAUAUCGACUACAAUAGCGGAACACCGAUGCAGAGUGCAGCGAAAGCUCCCUACCUGGCACGGUUCCGGGUACAUCGGUGUGGCAUAAACGAGUUGGAAAGUAUGGCAAUGGAGGUGUCCAACAAUCCAAACAGCCAACUGGAUGGACCCAGGCUAAGCUCGAUGGGACCGGAAACGUGGCAGGCAGCCAUCUUCAAGGUGGGCGAUGAUGUUCGGCAGGACAUGUUGGCUUUGCAAGUGAUCUCAAUUUUCAAGAACAUUUUCCAACAAGUGGGACUGGAGUUGUUCUUGUUUCCGUACCGCGUUGUGGCAACUGCUCCAGGGUGUGGCGUGAUUGAGUGUGUACCGAACGCGAAAUCGCGUGAUCAACUAGGACGACAAACGGACUCCGGUUUGUAUGAAUACUUCUUGCACCAGUAUGGCGAUGAAACAUCGAAGGAAUUCCAAGUGGCUCGAAGCAACUUUGUGAAAUCGAUGGCUGCCUAUUCGGUGAUUGGCUAUCUGCUGCAGAUCAAGGAUCGACACAACGGAAACAUUAUGAUCGACAAAGACGGGCACAUCAUUCAUAUUGAUUUUGGCUUCAUGUUCGAAUCGUCACCCGGCGGGAACAUCGGUUUCGAGCCCGAUCUCAAGCUCACCGACGAGAUGGUGAUGGUGAUGGGUGGCAAAAUGGAAGCAGCACCCUUCAAAUGGUUCUGCGAUCUGUGCGUGCAGUCGUUCUUGGCCAUUCGACCGUAUCAGGAUGCAAUCGUUACGCUGGUUUCGCUGAUGCUGGACACGGGAUUGCCCUGCUUCCGGGGGCAAACCAUUACGCUGCUCAAGCAACGAUUCGUGCCAACCAAAAACAACAAGGAAGCAGCGGCGCAUAUGUUGGGUGUUAUACGCAAUUCGUACCAGAACUUCCGAACCAGAACCUAUGAUAUGAUACAGUAUUAUCAAAACCAAAUUCCGUAUUAAAAAGGUUGACAGUAUAAUAACGAUCAAUGUGAAAUUGUGCUUCUUAACCGAAAUUGCACCGCGCUUGCGUUGUAUACGAAGAGCGAGGUUUUUUGGUAGUGUUGUACUUUUUACAACAGCGCGCGUCUUGAAAUGUUAAAAUCCUUCAAGGAAGCAGGCCGGAAUGAUAAAAUUUUAGCGGGACAAAGAUAACGUUAGGACAGUGCGGGUGGUGUUAGGGCUUGGGAAGGGUCACUGGAAAAUUAUUUAUUGGGGACAAAUCAUUGCAUGUGAUUAUAAAUAUAUAAAUAGUCAAAGUUGAUCUUAUUGUUAAAAAAUAUUUGUUGUAUGGCAUGUACGUAAUAAAACAUAAAUGGUGAACGAAA